GCGUCAAAUGGUCCCGUUUCAUUGUUUACAGUGUAUUUUCUUUAUAAAAUAGUAAUUUACGAGUAAUGUGUGCCGAAUUAUAAUAAAAACGAUAAUGAGUGGUGAGAUUGACGGUUAUUGUCGGCUAUGCGCGGAGCCACGACGCACAAGCGAGAUGCUAUCACCGGGCAAAGAUAUCGUAGCUAACUCGAAAGUUAUCACCAAAUUAUCCUGGAUAAACAUCGAUAUAACUUCGACUGACGGUCUCCCAAACACAAUAUGUUAUGCCUGCUUGGAUCUGCUUGAGCGUACGUGGAGUUUUCUCAACAACGUCAGAGCAGCUCAAGAGAAAUUAAUAACUCUAUUCUUGAACACACCAAAAGACAAUGCCUACGAAAUUGAACUCGAUAAUAAGGAUUACAAUAACAAAAUACCCGGAAAACCUGUGGACGAAAACUGGGCGAUCUUCCAAGAGCUGAAACGCGAGAUAAAAAUCGAGAAUUUACAUGAUAAUGUACCCACUUUAUACCCAAAUGCGACAGUUGUAGAUAUUAAACAUGAAACUAAUAGUGAUGGAGACAACAAUGUUAUUAUGGACUCCAACGACGACCAUUUAAGUACAGAUAGUGAUGUUCCGUUAAAACAAAGUGUAAAGAAAAAGCGUAGCAAAUCCAAACACAAAAAAUCCAAAGAUAGAAGAUCCAAAACAAGUUAUAACGCCACAAAUUCUACAUGGGACGACCAAGCGUGUAUAUGUGCUAAAUGCGAUGCGAAUUGUCAAAGCAUUCUUUUAUUACAACUACAUUCCUUACAAAUACAUGACUGUUGCUGUGUUUUUAAGUGCACGCAAUGCUCCAAAGUGUUUCCAAGCUACCGUUCCUUCAUACGACAUACAAGAACACAUAACAAAGCUUUACAACACUGUUGUGAGUUCUGUAAUAGAUCUUUUACAUACCUACCCGAUUUAUCAUCACACAAAAUGAAAUACCACAAAACGGUAUACAAAACUAAGUGUUCAAAUUGUGGUGCUAACUUUGACACGCCAGAAGAACUGGACGAACACAAGAACUUGUUUAACAAAAAUUCUAAAUUAAAACGGAUUUCAAACGGCGAAGAUCAGAUUGAACACAAAUGCGAUCAAUGCAGCAAAGUCUUUAAAAGCCGUGCAAAUCUCCACCAACAUAAACAAUUGCAUACAGAACGGAAGAAAGAUUUCGCUUGUCACGUAUGCGGAAAAAUGUUUUACACGAAAGGUACUUUAGGUACACAUUUGGUUGUUCACGAAGAAAAACGUCCGUUCAAAUGCAAUCAUUGUCCGUUAGCGUUUCGAGCGAAAGGCAACCUUAUUUCCCAUCUAAGUUUGCAUUCCGGUUUGAAGCCAUUCAUCUGUGAACAGUGUGGAAAAAGCUUUAGAGUUAAACGACAUUUGGUGUCUCAUUCUAUCAUUCAUACUGACUUAAGACCGUACGUCUGUGAAUAUUGUAACAAAUCCUUUAGAUUCAAAACCCGUCUUAACCUUCAUUUGAGACAACACACAGGUGUACGUCCGUAUAAAUGUAUUUAUUGUCAACGAGACUUCACGAACGGUUCGAACUAUAAGAAACACAUGAAACGACGUCACGGUAUUGACACGUCUACACGGUUAACGUCUAAAAUUGUUAGUAAAAAAGAAAUUACUGUUAUAAAUGAGACUAUAGCACAGUAAAUUUUAUGUCACUGUCAAAAAUUUUUAUUAAUAUAUUUAGAAAGAAAACAAGAUUAUCAUUCUUCACACUUGUUACACUUUGUAACUGAUAUAUCUUAUUCUUAUGUGUUAUGAAUCACAAUUUUUAUGUUUUAUUUAUAUUUGUAAGUAGAGAAAAAUGGACUUAUAUUAAUUUUAAUUUAGAGCUAGAAUCAUGGCUUAUUUGAUUUAUGAAAUUAAGAGCUGAUUUUUCAACUGUCAAAUAACUUCGAUCUUAGGAAUAAAUUGGAGGUUUUGACAUUUUUCUAAAGAGAAUCUGUCAGAACAUCUCAGAUAAAAUUUAUUUGACGAUUGAAAAAUUGGCCCUUAGUAUGUAUUAAGGUAACUUAGGUUUUUUAAGUGAAUAAAUCCUUUGUGAUAUUUUUGUAAGAAAAAACCGGCCAAGUGCGAGUUGAACUCGCACACAGAGGGUUCCGUAAUCGAUUAAUUUU
Messenger RNA from Maniola jurtina (meadow brown), 2154 nucleotides. Its product is annotated as zinc finger protein 184-like. Bases 95 to 1684 code for a protein of 529 amino acids. The record is from RefSeq and is a predicted model, not a curated record. Gene Ontology annotation, cellular component: nucleus. The transcript has a single exon. Gene Ontology annotation, biological process: regulation of transcription by RNA polymerase II. Gene Ontology annotation, molecular function: RNA polymerase II cis-regulatory region sequence-specific DNA binding; DNA-binding transcription factor activity; zinc ion binding. Lineage: Eukaryota; Metazoa; Arthropoda; Insecta; Lepidoptera; Nymphalidae.